Messenger RNA from Myxocyprinus asiaticus (Chinese sucker), 1487 nucleotides. Its product is annotated as eukaryotic translation initiation factor 2 subunit 2-like. The record is from RefSeq and is a predicted model, not a curated record. NCBI's taxonomy places the organism in Eukaryota, Metazoa, Chordata, Actinopteri, Cypriniformes, Catostomidae. Gene Ontology annotation, biological process: formation of translation preinitiation complex; translational initiation; formation of cytoplasmic translation initiation complex. Gene Ontology annotation, molecular function: translation initiation factor binding; translation initiation factor activity; mRNA binding. The transcript has 9 exons. Bases 149 to 1144 code for a protein of 331 amino acids. Gene Ontology annotation, cellular component: eukaryotic translation initiation factor 2 complex.
AGUCACCUAUCGCGCAUGUGUCCGGAACUCUGCCCGCCCGGCCUCUCGAGAGCAACGCGCUGAGCGAGGAAGGGUGCACCGCCAAAAUAGUCUAUUUUAACGCUUAAUUUCCCUUCUAGCGUCUUCACAAUCACAACCGAACGCAAACAUGUCAGGGGACGAGAUGAUAUUUGACCCCAACAUGACCAAAAAGAAGAAGAAAAAGAAGAAGCCUUUCAUGCUGGAGGAAGAUGGAGGAGAGGGCGAUGAAGGCCAGCAACUGGAGAUGAAAGAGACCGAGGCUGAUGUAGGGGAGGAGAAAGAGAUAGAUUUUGAUGAAGAUGAGGGGAGGAAGAAAGAAACAUCAGAUGACCUGGACGACCUGAACUUCUUCAACCAGAAGAAAAAGAAAAAGAAAUCGAAAAAAGACAAGAUUUUUGAUGCUGAGCUUGAAGAAGGAAUGAAGGAGCUGAAGAUUGAAACCGAGCCAUCAGAGACAUUUGAGGACGAUGACUUAAUGCUGCCCGCUAAGAAAAAGAAAACAAGAAAAGUCAAAGAUUUCCAAGAUGACACAGACAGUCAGAGCAAAGAUGAUGGUGUUGAAGAUGACGACAGUAAAAACACAGAUGACAUCACAUUCAGCACACAGACGGGUCCUGCCUGGGCGGGUUCAGAGAGAGACUACACAUAUGAUGAGCUUUUGAACAGAGUCUUUAACAUCAUGCGGGAAAAAAAUCCAGACAUGGUUGCAGGAGAGAAGAGGAAGUUUGUGAUGAAGCCUCCUCAGGUUGUCAGAGUUGGCACAAAGAAGACCUCCUUUGUAAAUUUCACAGACAUCUGCAAGCUGUUGCACCGACAGCCAAAACAUCUUUUGGCUUUUUUGCUGGCUGAGUUGGGUACAAGUGGGUCUAUAGAUGGAAAUAAUCAGCUUGUCAUUAAAGGCAGAUUCCAGCAGAAACAGAUAGAGAAUGUCUUACGAAGAUAUAUAAAGGAAUAUGUCACAUGCCACACGUGUCGGUCUCCUGACACAAUCUUGCAGAAGGACACGCGUCUGUACUUCCUGCAGUGCGAGACGUGUCACUCCCGAUGCUCAGUUGCCAGCAUCAAGACCGGCUUCCAGGCCGUGACGGGCAAGAGAGCACAGUUGCGUGCCAAAGCCAACUAACGCCUGUCCCGUUAUCAUCACCCACCUUGACAUCUGUGCUACAUGGCCAAACUCAACAAAUAGACUCAAUACCAGAUUCCACCAGAAUCUACACUAGAACAGAGUUUUAAUAAAAUACCUGAAAUCUCUAUGAGCUCCUUUGAGCUAUAGGAUUGCAUAUGCACAUGGAAAUCUAGAAUUUACAGAGUCUUCAUUUGUUUGGAUUGGCUUUGUGGGCUUACAGUGGCUUUGAUAUUUUAAGGGAGGCUUGGAGGAUUUUAUGAAUGAACUGUUGGUGAAUUUGUUGUUGCUGUAUUACCUUAAAAAGAAAACAACUGAAUAAAAUGCAUACCAGCUGGGCAAA